GCGUUCCCCAACUGCAAGUACCGGGACAAAUGCCUCUUCAUCCACCCCAACUGCAAGUACGACGCCUUCUGCAAGCGCAAGGACUGCCUAUUCACUCACGCCAGCCGACGGACAUUUGCCUGCCCGCCACCUGUGGUGUCCUCCCCGUCGGUGCAGCAGUGCAAGUUCUACCCACACUGCACCAACCUCAAGUGUCCCUUCUUUCAUCCAAAGCCAUGCAAGUUUGGUGCGGCAUGCCAGUCAUCGUCGUGUCCAUACAGUCACCCAGAGGGGGGCGUGCCGCCCCCCAACAAAUUGAAGUGGACCUCAGCCACUGCCAAGAAAGCCGGGGAGACAGCUGCCUGAAGCACGAGUCGCUGUGACCGGCGGCACCCUCAAGUGCUGCACCCAGGU
Molecule: messenger RNA, 393 nt
Organism: Rhipicephalus sanguineus (brown dog tick)
Lineage: Eukaryota; Metazoa; Arthropoda; Arachnida; Ixodida; Ixodidae
Exons: 4
Coding region: 30-362 (110 amino acids)
Source: RefSeq, a predicted model, not a curated record